Molecule: messenger RNA, 1312 nt
Organism: Danaus plexippus (monarch butterfly)
Lineage: Eukaryota; Metazoa; Arthropoda; Insecta; Lepidoptera; Nymphalidae
Exons: 5
Coding region: 256-1206 (316 amino acids)
Biological process (GO): recombinational repair
Source: RefSeq, a predicted model, not a curated record
ACUUAUGCCUCUAAACAAUUAAGAUAGUAUCCUAGAAGGUAGUAGGUCUAAAUGUAACAUGAUUUAUCUAAACAAUAUUGAGGAAUGUAUCAAUAUAUAAAAAUAUAAAUUACAAGUUAUAUUUCUACAAGUGCCUGGAAACGUGGUUUUUAAUAUAAAUUUGAAUCUAUUUAAAGCUUUGUAAUUAUUUCCAAAAGACAUUAAUAUUUUUAUGUCUUUCUUUUAUACGUUUCGUAUUUUUAUAUCAGCUUAGCCAUGUUUGAAUCUGAUGAUUAUGACGAGAUUCUAUCUCAAAUUGAGUUGCCACAGACAAGUUUAGUAUUAAAUUUAGAUGUUUCAAAUUUACCAACGAAAAAUAAAGAAAAUGAGCAAAAUAUUUCAAAUGAGUGCUUGUCUACAUUAAAAAAUAGGGAAGAUGCUGUACUUGUUAACAAAUCUGCUAUGGUAAUAGAAGACAAUCUAUCUUUAAAUAACUCAUCUUCAAAACACUCAAAAAGAAAAAUUAUAAAUAAUCACUUCAAUCAAAAAAGUAAAAGAAAAUUUCCUGGCCCUGCUGGUUUGCUAACAGGGACACUUGUGGAUACGAAGGAUGACUCUGAAGGUCAAUUAGAAGUGUUUUCACAGGAUAUUGAUUUCACUCAAAAUUCUUUGAGUCAUGAGAUUUGGGAGUCUCCUCUGUGGAAGCGACUUUUAGAAGACACAAAAAGCUUAGGAAUAAUAAAUACUAUUAAAUCUAUCAAAUUACAAGCUGUUGCGGGAAAUCUUCAGAAAAAGAAAGCUGAAAUUGUUACAGCUUUCAUUGAAAGUGUUGAUAGAUCUGCAAUUGAUCCACUUAUUAUUAUAAAAGAUAAAACUGAUAGAAUAAAAUGCACACUUCAUAGAGAUGCAUGGACCGCCUUUUCCUCGUACAUAGUAUCUGAACACUGUGCUCUGGUUUUAUGGAAGCCAACUGUCCUUACAACUGGUAGCGCUUUCAAAAAACAUUAUUUAAAUAUAACUCUUAGUAAUAUUUGGGCUAUCUAUAGUUCAGCUUUGAUAGAUAAAGAUGAAUCAUUGCCAGAAGACUGUGAAAAAAUAAAUGAACAUACCUUCACAAUUAUAAAGAUGGAAAGAAAUGGAACAGAACCAAAUGAUUUAACCAUAAAUAAGGAAAAUUUUGAAUUACUAGAUGAUCUAGAUAACAUAUUUUCUGAUGAUAUUUUCUAAGUUUUAUGUUCUAAAUUCUAAAAAAUAUAAACAUAUGAUUUUAAUGAGUUUAAAUUUAAGGUUAAACCGAAACAUGUCUAAUAUGAAUAAAAAUUUAAUUUAUCUU